This is a messenger RNA of Dimorphilus gyrociliatus, 2607 nucleotides long. The record is from the annotation of a GenBank genome assembly. Lineage: Eukaryota; Metazoa; Annelida; Polychaeta; Dinophilidae.
GUUUAACGAAUGGUCAAUGUAUGAAUAGGACGUGUUACUGUAAAUUUCCAUUCAACAAUGACCUCUGCAGUAUGGGUUCUAAAUACGCCUAUAUCGAAGGAAUAUUGAGCAAUGGACUUGUCAUUGGAGUGCAUAACCUUUCGUCUGCUUUAGACUGCAUUAAACAAUGCGAAGACAUGUUGAGCUGUGAAACAGUUGGCUUAGGGGUUUACACUAAUAAUAAUAGUUCUUUCUAUUGUUCUCUUAUCUCUGAUACAACGUAUCCCAUACAAUCUUUUCAAAAUAAUUCCAUUUUGAAAGAACAUUACACAAUUAUUUUUAGAGAUUUUGAAUUAUCCGUGUGCGGUAAUGGAAAUUCUAUAGUUGAACAUACUCAAUACUGCAUUGAAUUUUUAUGGAACACUACAACGGGAUGUCCAAUUAGUGGUUAUGGAUUUAUUAAAAAUCUGGAAGGAUGGAUGAAAGAGAAUAGUACUUACAACUUAAAAAAUCACAUCAGAACGAUUACAUCACUUAGUUUGUCGUCGAAUAAGUUAAAUGUCAACAGUAAGAAAGAGUCGUAUAGAAGUUUAUGUUACGGUCACUUAUCUGUAGGAAGAUAUAACGUUGCGCUAAAUAAGCAAGUUAUCUAUUAUUUUGAUAUUAUCUCACCGCAAUUUGUCCAUCAUCAGCAACAUUUGGUUGAUGGAGUUAAAAAUUCAAACACAAGUUUUGGAGGUUGUACAAUAUCAAUGACUGUAUCGUAUGGAUAUUCUUUUUGGGUAGGAGUCGAUUUAGGAAAUGAAUUUACAAUUGGAAAAGUUGUCAUCUACUUAUCAAACAAUCAAAACCAAAAUCAAUUUUUCGAUAUAAUUUCCAUGAAAUCCUAUCCUCCACACCACAUGUUUACUCCGGGACACGAACACGAGUAUUGCGCUAAAAAUGUACAAAUGUUUUCUUCAACUAAUAAAUUGAUUGUAGUUUGUCAACCUCAUACGCUAUCGGGACGUUACGUUGUUUUACAAUCUGACUCGACCGAUAGAUUUGAAAUUUGUGAAUUGGAAUUAUAUACAUCUAAUCUCGCUCUGUAUGGGGAGACUUUAAGUUCGAGUGUUAAAGAUGGUAAUUCGUACGGUGGUUUUGGUGUUAAUGAAAAUGCUUUCGGUAAUAGUUUUCAAUCUAUACAAGGACUUGAAUCGUGGAUUGCAGUAUAUUUAAGAAGUAACUAUAAAGUAUACGGUCUAGAUUUGAGCGAAGCAAAAUUUUGGGAAUUGGAAGUUUACGUCAUUAAGAGAAAUUUCUUUAUAAAUCAAACCUUAGAGGAAAAUGAGAAAAGUUACUCAAUUGUCACUUCUAGCCAGUAUAUGAAAAAUUAUUUUCAUGUUGCUUGUACGAAUAUUUUGUCAGGAUCGUUCGUUUUAUUAAAAUCACCGAAUGCGUUGUUGUUUAAAAAUCUUGAGAUAUUUGGUUUAUUUACAAGUAAAAAUAAAUUUGAGAAUAUAGCGUAUGGUAAACCAAUAUGGACGCUCGAAGUUCAAGGUAACAAAUAUGCUUAUUUUGCAACGGAUGGCUUUAGUGGACAAUCUUACGCUAUGACCAGCGAAGAUCAAUAUAUGGUUGUUGAUCUAUUAGAAAUCUUUCACAUUCAUCAAAUAGGAAUACAAAUGAGAUCUUCGAACGAAGGUUGUAAAUUUAGAAUCGACAAAAUCAAAAUUUUAAAAGUUAAUAUUGGUAGAUUCAUUUUGAUAAAAAAUUCACAAAUGAAAAUUAUUGAAUUACAAGAAUUGUACGUCUUCGGAAAACUCUUUCAAUCUAAUGUUUUACCUUCAAGUAAACUAGUUGAAGCUUUCUUUGAUGAAGACAUUGAAUGGAAUAUCUAUGAGCAAGAUAAAUCUCCCCUAAAAGCUAUUGAUGGAGAUUUUGGUUUUAGCUCUUGCACAACACUAAAAUCAAUUAGGGAAGAUGAGUUAAUAAUAAAAAUGAAAAAAAAAUACUUGGUAACCCAAAUUCUAAUUCAGCCGAGGCAUGAUAAUAUUAACGAUAUUAUGAAUCUAACAAUUUCAGUUGGAAAAAAAUCACUAAGAUAUUUUUGCGGUAAAUUUUCUUCUACAGAACGUAUUAAUUAUCCAAUUGAAAUUAACUGCGAAUCUCCAAUAUAUGGAAAUUAUAUACUGAUCACACCAACGUAUUCCGAUAAAGAUAUAGAUAUAUGCGAAGUGAAAGUAUUUCACUUAAAAGAUGACAAAGAAUUAAUGAAUUGUUCGUCAAUGUUGAAAAUAUAUCCUAAUUUUGAGUUGUCAAAUUCAUACGAAUGCGCAAUUUACAAAUCGAACCAAUCAAUGCACGAAUGCCUGCACUCAUUCAUAAAUUCCUUAUAUAAAUCAUUUAUAUACAAUUUUCAGAGUAAAACUUGUUGCAUAGUAAAUUUCGUGAUAUCCGUGAAAGAUUUUAUAUAUUUGAAGAGUUCAAUUGUUGGAAAAAAUAUUUGUAUUGUUAAAAAUUCAACUUGUUGAAAACUGCUGAUGAACACAAAUCUUCCUCAAAAAAGUCAAGAGUGAAUUUUUUACUUGUCUCUAUUUAUUCUAGCUGUUUUUAUCUCAAAAUAUAAAUAAAUUAACUCUUCAAAAG